UUUAGGAAGCCACCUCAUUUACCAUAUAACGAUACAAAAUAAAUCUGUCAUACAUAGUUUUCGAUAGGACAACUACGUGCCAUCACUGGAAUCUAUCCAACUGUUGAACGUAGUUCUCAACACCAUAGUCACCAACCUGGAGAUUUAUUAUUCUAGGCUCUAGUGAUCACAAGACAUCGUUUUUGGAAUAAAAACUUGACGCUGUUUAUAUUGAAUCUAUAACACAAGGCUAGGAUCUAAAAUACAUUACAAGAUGAAUGCUUUUGGAAAGGUAACCAAAUUUGUGGUGGCUGCUUUUGCCGUUACCGCUUGUAUGACAAGCUAUGCCGUUGCCAAUGAAGGCGAAGCAGAACCUGUGGCAGUAGAUGCUACAGUUGAAAGGGAUCAACCAGAUGCCACUAAUGAAGGUAAUUCACCUGAUGUAACUGUUGACGGCAACCAGCCCGAUGCUAAUGUAGACGAUAAUCAACACGAUGCUAGUCUUUAUGAAUACAAACACGAAGUAAUUGAAGAACCUCCUUUCGAUGGCAAACUAUAUAUAAGCCUAUGUAGUUCAAUUCCUAGCUCGAAAUUCCUUUCACGUGAAGAUAGAAGCAUAAACAUGGAACUCGUGGAAACUCGUAUGGAAGCAAUUGUCGAAAGAAUUGUAAACCAUGAGCCAAAAAAGAAAUGGCAAGAUUAUUGCAAGGAUAUUGUAGCAUGUUUGAAUAAGGACAGUGAUCUCAAGGAUGCUGUAGAAAGUUCCACAAGUGAGAGUGAUCUCAAGGAUGCUGUAGAAUAUUCGAUAAGUGACAGUGAUUGCAAAGAUAUUGUAGCAUGUUUGAAGAGUGGCAGACCUAUUUCAUUGCCACAAGACGUUGCUCAAGAUCUUGGCAAUUUAGAAUCAGGUCCCCUGCCCAAAACAUUAAUUAAAGAUUUGGCAAAAUCGUUUGCGGAAGACUUGAUGCAAAGGAAAUUCGGGAGGAUGCCCGAUGCACCAGUCAGUGUAUUUCACAAUCCCAGGUCAAUAUGGCUAAAGAAGUAUAAAAACAUAAGGGAUUAUAUCAUUGAAGCCCUAAACAACCCCAAAGUCCUUGAGGUGUGACCACAUGGGAAAAGCCAGAAUGCAGCUUAUACAUGCUGUGACGAUAAAUGAAAAGGUCACAUCGCACGAUAUUGUGGCUUUUAUCUAUUUUAAACAAGCAGUUGAACAUUGGCUGCAUAGUUUUAAUUACCUUAUAGAC
Babesia bovis T2Bo is the source of this 1223-nucleotide messenger RNA. RefSeq lists its product as uncharacterized. Lineage: Eukaryota; Apicomplexa; Aconoidasida; Piroplasmida; Babesiidae. The transcript has a single exon. The record is from RefSeq and is a predicted model, not a curated record. Bases 254 to 1084 code for a protein of 276 amino acids.